Messenger RNA from Zingiber officinale, 856 nucleotides. RefSeq lists its product as uncharacterized. Gene Ontology annotation, biological process: mitotic intra-S DNA damage checkpoint signaling; double-strand break repair via homologous recombination; mitotic DNA replication checkpoint signaling. The record is from RefSeq and is a predicted model, not a curated record. Gene Ontology annotation, cellular component: checkpoint clamp complex; site of double-strand break. The transcript is spliced from 6 exons. Bases 1 to 705 code for a protein of 234 amino acids. NCBI's taxonomy places the organism in Eukaryota, Viridiplantae, Streptophyta, Magnoliopsida, Zingiberales, Zingiberaceae.
AUGACCUUAACUGAUAAUUUCAGGCUAUCAACGAAAGAUGAUUUUCUGCUAAAUACUGAGCGCAAACCGCAGAUUGGCAGAGUGGGCAGAUCGACUGAGCGGGUUGUGAGGCAGAAGAUCUCUCUCUUGCAUUUCCGCAAACACUGCAUUUGCACGACGUUUGCAGGUUUCCUCCCCGCUCUCGACAAGCUCGGCCGGAUCUACCAUGUCUACCUCACACCCGACCACGCCAUGUUCCUCCACAACCUCCUCGGCGGCGGUGGAGUCCAGUCCGUCACCCAGUUCGACAAGGACGUCCUCUUCCGCCACUAUCGCAUCUCCAGCCAGAACGCCGCCCGGAUCGCCUUCGCAGUGGAUGCCUCCCUCCUCCACCGCGCCCUCCGCAGCGCCCUCACCAUCCAGGAGCAGGCCCGCGACGAGACCGCCGCCAUCCAGAUCAAGCUCGUCAAGAAGCUCCCCACCGGCUCCCGCAACCCUGCCCCCUUUCUCACCUUUGAGACCAAAGGGAGGGUUUCCGCCGUUGUGCAGGACGUGCCCAUCUCCAAGCCCCUUUCCCGGUCCGACGUGCUUCAGAUCCAGUCGGCCUUGGAUGCUUCUCAAGAUCUGCCUCAGACUUUGGUUCAGGUCCCUGAUCUCGCUCAGCUCCAAAGCUUGGUGGACCGUCUCAAGUUUCUACUUCCCUUGUCACAGUUGGGUCUGAAUUAAGGAAACUGAGAGUCCUAGGUGUUCGAGAUCACUAUCAAGGAAGAAUGUUCAAAGGAAAGUAAAGGCUAAGGAGAAGAAACCAUAUACUCCAUUCCCUCCUCAGCCACCAAGCAAGGUGUCCUCAAGAGUACUGGGAAGAAUGCCGACAAGC